AUGCCUAAAAAAGCAGAUGAUUAUCGUAGUUAUCCAUUAGAUAAAACAAUAAUAGUUAAUGGUCGAGAAAUAGAUGAGAUAGUUAUUAGUUCUCACUACGAACAAAACCAUUCUGCUUAUAUGAAAGAUGAAAUUAUUUUAGAAUUAGUAAAAUCGUUAGAUGGUGGAACAUUUCCAGUAGAAGACAAAAAAUCUAAUCCUGAUCGAGAAUUCUUUAUGUUAGAUAAUAUUUCUUAUCAAGAUAAGUUUUAUCAAGAUAAAGAACUAACUGAAAUUUGUAAUAAGUUGUCAGAUCCAAAUUACCAAAGAGGUUCCCAAGCUUUGCCUAAGGAUGCUAGUCUUUUAGAGCAAAGUAAAUAUAAUCUUUGCCAAAAAAUUUUGGUUCAACAACAAAAGAAAAAAUUAACUACUGAAAAGUUAGCUAAACAAAUUCAAUUAAGUAUUCCGGAAACCGAAGACAUUUUACAUUGCCGAAUUAAUAAAUUUACUUUGGAUAGAUUGAUAGAUUAUGCUGAGAAAUUGACUAUUCCUUUACAGAUAAUUAAUGAAAAAGAUAUUUCUCAUCCUAAUAAUCUUAGUGCGGGAGGUGGUGGAACUUUUGUCCUUGGAGCAAUUGAAGAAGGAAUUAAAUUUGCUAGGCGUGGUGUUUCUUUGGUAAGAGCAGUUCCUUUUAUUGGUGGUGGUGCCGCCUUUUUUAUCGAAACAGCACUUCACGGUCUCGAAUUUUCAGUUGAUCGUGUAAAGGAUUUAAUGAUUGAAGCCUCGUUUAGUGGACUUUCUGCUGACAUCGGAGAUCUUAAAGAAGGUCAAACCAAACUCAAUAAUAAAAUAGAAGCCCAAGGUAAAAGACUUAGUCAGAAAAUGGAUAGUAUUAGGUCUAGUCUUCAAAAAAAUUUAGCAGAGCAAAAAAAAGAUUUAGAAGAACAAAUAAAAAAUGCUAGUGCUGAGCAAAAAGAAGAAUUACGCCGAGCCAAAGAGGAAUUAGAAAGACAAGUAGAAGGAGUUCAAGAAAGUCUUAAUCAAGUAGAAAGACAACUCACUAAUGCCCUUAAUGACUUCCGUAACGAAGUCAACGAAAGAUUUGCCCAACAAGAACAAAAAAUCCUGAAUAAUAAACGCAAAAUAGAAGAAGAGAAAUUACAAAGAGAAAAUGAAAUUCGGGAAACUCAUGACCGCAUUAAGUUAACUACUACUAACUUAGAAAAUCUUCGCAAAGAAAAAAGCCAAUUAGAGGAUGAAUUUCUUAAUUAUAAAGCUUCCAUUAACCAACAAACGGCGGAUACUCAACAAUCCUUAGAAGAUUUAGAAGCUGAAUAUCAAAGACAAACCAAAAUUAUAGAAGCAAAGAUUGAGGAUAAUCAAGAAACUUUGGAAGAAUUUAACGAACAAUUAACUAAUGUUCAAAGAGAACAAGCCCAAUCUCGCUUAGAAAGAGAAGAAAUCUUGGAAGAACUUCAAGAACAAUCUGAUUUACUCCAUUUUCAAAAACACCAACUAAAUUUAGUCUCCCAGCAAAUGGAAGAAGUGA
Messenger RNA from Ambispora leptoticha, 1528 nucleotides. NCBI's taxonomy places the organism in Eukaryota, Fungi, Glomeromycota, Glomeromycetes, Archaeosporales, Ambisporaceae. The record is from the annotation of a GenBank genome assembly.